CGGCGAGGCCGGUGGGUCACUGAACGCACCGGGAGAACAGCAUCUCUUGGUCGGAGGAGCCUCCCCGGAGGUUAAGAGUUAGGUCUGAGCACAACUCUUGGCUCCCCAACCCCGCCAUCGCCCAGCGCAGAAAAAGGCGCAGACCUUCGGAAACCCAGGCACGCACUGCACUCGCCUCUUCUGCCCGCAGCCGCGAGGCCACACGGAGCGUUGCCCACUGGGCGGGGGCCGCUUGGGAACAAAGGGCCCGGGAAGCGUCAUCCCGGCGCUUCUGCUGAGCCUACUUGAGGGUGACACGGGCCGAGGUUGGGCGUGCAAAGAGUGUCGAGGUGAGCGUGCGGGGAGGGGGAGUGGAAACACGGGCUUGACCCAGAAGUGGGGUGCACACCCAGGCCGAGCGCGCUGGGAUCCCGACGCAGACCGGGUGGGGGGUUGGGCCCAGGCCGGCGGUCCCACUGGGCUCCAACCCUCUCCCUUCCAGGCCUCCUCGGCUCGGGGGCUGCUCCGGCCUCCAGUCAGCUGACGCGGGGGGCGGGGGAGCUGUCAGGCACGCCCCGCCCAGCGUCGCGGGGCCGCCGGGGCCGAGCGGCUAUUGGCCAGCCGGCCGGGCCGCCCGGGCCCCAGCGCUCCAGUGACAUCAGGAAGGCGAUAAAAGGCUGCGGCGGCGCCAGAUCCAGCACAGCUGCACCGCCGGGCUGCGAGCGGCUGCAAGCAAGAAAGCCCUAGAGCCCAAGAGCCCUAGAGCGAGCGGCGGGCGCUCGCCCCGCGCCUCCCCUCUGCCCCAGCGCGCAUCUCGCCAGCUUCUCCACCCCGCCUGGCUGGACCCUACUCGGUCCCCGCGCGGCCACAGCCCCGAGCUCCGGGGCAGCACAGGCAGCCUCGGGAGGACUCUCCGGCGCGCCGCCGCGUCCCCAGACAAAGGCUUGGCCGGCGGCCCCGGCCCGCUGCGCUCUGGGCUCCCCGCCUCCCUCCCCGGCUUGCCCAGCUCUUCGCCCCCGCGCUGCUCGGCGCGUCCCGGCCGGCCGCAAAGUUUCCCCCGCGGCAGCGGCGGCUGAGGCUCGCGUCAGCGAUGGCCGCGGAGCUGACCAUGGGGCCAGAGCUGCCCACCAGCCCGCUGGCCAUGGAGUACGUCAACGACUUCGAUCUGCUCAAGUUCGACGUGAAGAAGGAGCCGCUGGGGCGAGCGGAGCGUCCGGGCCGGCCCUGCACGCGCCUGCAGCCUGCCGGCUCCGUGUCGUCCACCCCGCUCAGCACCCCGUGCAGCUCGGUGCCUUCUUCGCCCAGUUUCAGUCCGACUGAACAGAAGACCCACCUCGAGGACCUGUACUGGAUGGCGAGCAACUACCAGCAGAUGAACCCCGAGGCGCUCAACCUAACACCGGAGGACGCGGUGGAGGCGCUCAUCGGCUCACAUCCAGUGCCACAGCCGCUGCAGACCUUCGACGGCUUCCGCGGGGCGCAUCACCACCACCACCACCAUCACCCUCACCCGCACCACGGGUACCCAGGCGCCGGCGUGGCUCAUGAUGAGCUGGGCCCGCACGCGCACCCGCACCACCACCACCAUCACCAAGCAUCCCCGCCGCCAUCCAGCGCCGCCAGUCCCGCACAACAGCUGCCCACCAACCACCCGGGGCCGGGGCCGCACGCGGCGGCCGCGGCAACCGCUGCGGGUGGCAACGGUAGCGUGGAGGACCGCUUCUCCGACGACCAGCUGGUGUCCAUGUCGGUGCGUGAGCUGAACCGCCACCUCCGGGGCUUCACCAAGGACGAGGUGAUCCGCCUGAAGCAGAAGCGGCGGACCCUGAAGAACCGGGGCUACGCCCAGUCGUGCAGGUAUAAACGCGUCCAGCAGAAACACCACCUGGAGAACGAGAAGACGCAGCUCAUUCAGCAGGUGGAGCAGCUUAAGCAGGAGGUGUCCCGGCUGGCCCGCGAGAGAGACGCCUACAAGGUCAAGUGUGAGAAACUCGCCAACUCCGGCUUCAGGGAGGCGGGCUCCACCAGCGACAGCCCCUCCUCUCCCGAGUUCUUUCUGUGAGUCGUGGCGGGUCCUGGCCCCCGCCCUUGCCCUGGCCCGGGCUCCCUGUCCUGUGUCCCCAAGCCCUGGACUCCCUGCCCCUGCCAUGGCCCUGGCCUUGACCUGUUUGACUCGAGCGAGAGGGAGGAAGGACGCUCCGGCUGCGGGAGACGGGUGGGAGCGCGGGCGGGUAGGAAACCUUGGCCCUGGACAGAGCAGCGCUUGCCAGCGCAGCCUCCUAGACUCCGGUAGAGCCAGAGAGACCGGGGGAGGGUGGUGGUGGUGGUGGGAGGUUCCGGAGUAACUUUUCUCCGGGCUGGAAGGCCACGAGGCAUCUUCCGAGGAGUCGCCAAGGCCGUCUGGAGACUUACGGCUCUGUGAACUUUAUGAGUGCCAGGGCCGCCGCUUCGCACUCCAGAGCUCAAUCCGCCCCAGGAAGAGCAGAGGAGAGAAGAGGGACCCUGCUGUCCCCACAGGCGCGAGGCAAGGCUCAGCAAAGGGGAGGAAGAACAGAGGCACCUGUCUGUCCAGAGUCCGGAGAACACUGGCUCUCAGCCGGGAGACGCGGGCCUUAGGACUUUCGGCGCGCUGAAAAAAAAAAAAAAAUCUCAUCAGUUUUAUUGCCUGCUCGAUUAUAUAGAAAAAUACGAAAAUCUGCAUUAAAAAUAUUAAUCCUGCAUGCUGGACAUGUAUGGUAAUAAUUUCUAUUUUGUACCAUUUUUCUUGUUUAACUUUAGCAUGUUGUUGAUCAUGAAUUAUAACCCCCUUGUUUCUUUGGGUGAGAAGGGAUCCAGUUCCGAAACUCCUGCAGCUGCCAGCAAUCGGAGUUUCUGUAGCCCGGCAGGCUUGUAAAUACCCGCCGGGCCAAAACACACUGAGAACGUGGCAGCAAGCUGAGUCUUUGUUUGGGUUUAUUAUUAUGGCAUUUUUGUUUGUUUGUUUGUUUGUAAGUAAAAAGAAAGCGAGAAAGAAAGAUUUAAAAAUCUGGACAUUUAGCAUCAUAUAACUUUGUCCUGGGAACCCUUGGAAGUUGUAGGCUUUCUUCCCUUCUCCAUUCCAUAUUUGGUCCUCCUUUCCUUCCCACUUUGGGUUUUUAAUUUUGGUGUUGAAAAAAACAAUAUAAGGGAGAGGCAGCUGUGGAGUUCCACACCUUGGAGCAGGAGCCUGUCCUCUACCCUGCCUGGCCUUCCAGCCAAAUCUAUACCCCUAAUCUGACAGGAAAAGAAAUCAGAUCUACUCCUUGACAAUUUGCAUCAUAAGAAGUCAUCCCAGGGCAGGUUUGGAAUCCUUCUGGAAGGUGCUAAUUGUAAGGCCCCCCAGGGCUUAGGGUGAAAGGAUUCCUCACACCCUUGAUAUUGGUCUGUGAUGCUUAGGCGCUUCCAUUGAACCAAAUGUCAUUUUCAGAAUGUACCAGAAACCCAAACAUUCGCAAGUAAUUAUGCAACUUUCAAGUGUGUUCUUUAGACCAAUGCAUUGUUUCUUUCCCUGCUUUUGAGAGAGCAAGAAGAGUUACUGGCAGUGUCCCUCCUACCUUUGGUUGUAUAGUAGUUAUAGGGAAGGUCUGGGUGUUUUUCUUUAUUGUUACUUUUAUUUCUGCAGGUCAGUAAAAGGAUUUUAAGUUGCACUGACAAAAAUACCAAAACGAAAGCAUAUUUUUUAAGUUCCCAUUUGAAAUUGCUGGCGCUGCUGGCUGGAUGCUUUUUUUGUUUUUGAGUUUGUAUUAGUUGAUAAAUUAGCAGUAAUAACAAGAUUGUAUGAACCGCAUGGUGCUUGCAGUUUUAAAUAUUGUGGAUAUUCGUCCUGCAUCAGAAACGAACUUUGGUUUUUACCGAUUCAACUGUGUUGAAAUCAAACUUGCCGCAACAGAAAUUGUUUUUAUUUCAUGUAAAAUAAGGGAUCAAUUUCAAACCCUGCUUAUGAUAUGAAAAUAUUAAAACCUAGUCUUAUUGUAGUUUUAAUUCAGACUGGUUUCUGUUUUUUGGUUAUUAAAAUGGUUUCCUAUUUUGCUUAUUAAAACCAUGGAAAUGGU
Nannospalax galili (Upper Galilee mountains blind mole rat) is the source of this 4049-nucleotide messenger RNA. It is a transcript of the gene Mafb, whose product is annotated as MAF bZIP transcription factor B. The transcript has a single exon. Lineage: Eukaryota; Metazoa; Chordata; Mammalia; Rodentia; Spalacidae. Bases 1070 to 2041 code for a protein of 323 amino acids. Gene Ontology annotation, molecular function: RNA polymerase II cis-regulatory region sequence-specific DNA binding; DNA-binding transcription factor activity, RNA polymerase II-specific. Gene Ontology annotation, biological process: regulation of myeloid cell differentiation; regulation of transcription by RNA polymerase II. Gene Ontology annotation, cellular component: nucleus. The record is from RefSeq and is a predicted model, not a curated record.